Pieris macdunnoughi is the source of this 3321-nucleotide messenger RNA. Lineage: Eukaryota; Metazoa; Arthropoda; Insecta; Lepidoptera; Pieridae. The record is from the annotation of a GenBank genome assembly.
AUGUUACAGUACUCAAUGCGGUGGGAGGAAGGGUCCAACCAACAGGCGUGGUUGGGUGCACUUCCUGCCAUUUUCCACCGAGCCAUGCUGGGGUUGGCCGCUCACGUAGACGCUUUCCUUGGGCGUGGUCAGGAGCGAUGGUGGGCAGGGGGAACCGGGGUGGCUGGGGUGGUCGACGAGCAGGAGGAAGAACUCACUCCGCCCACGCAUCGGAGACUCGCUAAGUCAUUCAGCACGUCACGCCCGAGGGAGAAGAUGCCUGAAAAAAGUACCCCCCGAGCGUCUCUUAUGGCUUUGACAAGCAGUCGUCCAUCAAGCGUGAUUCCGACAACUCCGCCCAAUUCUAUAUCGUCUCAAGUUGGUGAGACCGAGAAGCCGCCUCUAACGCCUUUGCGACCGAAAGUGAACUCAAUAUUGCAUUUGUUUGGUGAAUGGCUGUUUGAGGCAGCCCUGAUCGGGACGAACCCUACGAAUACUCAGCAAAGAUCUGAAGGUACUCCGCCACCAUCGUCAUUGUCGGACGCUUCGCAGAAACUGAAUUUGUUCAGUUAUCAAGCUGGUCGCGCAGUAGCCUUAGGCACGUUAUGCAGGGUGAUAUGUUCGAAACAAUGUCGAGAAGAAGUUCUCGCUCCGUACUUAGCUCGUACGUACGCUGCCUUACAACGCGGGCUAAGGGACCCGGCUACUGCAGCCGCCGUGGUUUUGGAUGCUGCUGAUAUAUUCAGAUUGGACCUCGACGGCGUGUUAGUCCUAGUUCCAGACUUUAUAUCGGCGUUAGAUCGGAUCCUUUCAGAGCGUGAGCCGAAGCUCGAAUGCGGGUCCAUAGACAAGCGUGAACUGCGCAAGGCCGCUAUCAGUCUUCUGUUGUCUUUGGUAGCUUUCCCUUACCACUAUAAGGGGUUGCCGGUUCCCGAGUUCCCGGGAUGUAAUGAGUACGCGGGUAUGACUUUGGGCGAAUACGCACGUGCGAAGCUCUCCCUGGUCUGCGUGUCAGCAGUGCAAGUGGAAACGUCGGACUCGCUUGCCGUACCUUUACUUAGUGCCCUCUACUUGUGCGUGAGACACAACACGCAUUCCCCAAAUAAGGCUCACAGCGCUCCGCCUGGCUCGGCUCUCUCUCAUAGCACAGAGUAUAAAGCUCGAUCAGAGGGCGGCAGUGGCCCAGCAAGCGCUGAAAGCGUUCAAGAUGACUUCGCCGCCGAUGUUAGGGAGCUAGAUCCAUCAUCGCCUGUUUUCGGUGCCGCACUUGUGAUUCGAGCGACAUAUCUCGUGUGUCACCGGCUUAUAUCCUCCUGGAAGGGAGAUCUGCAAGUUUCUUUGGCUGCGCUGGAGUUGCUCUCGGGCCUCGCCAAGUUGCACUCUGCUAAACCAGACGCGUUGGAACGUAAGCGCGCUGUACGUUGGAUUUGCGACUACAUAUCAGUGCAAUGCGGAAGACCGCCGCAAGCGCACUCUCGAGAUCUCCACUCGUGCGUGGUGGCUGCCUACACCUGCCUCGCUUCCUGGCUUUGCCCGGCGCUGCUUAACGACCCGGAUUGCCUCGCUGCACUUAUGGAGGUCGUCGAACUGGGUAUAUCCGGUUCUAAGAGUCAGGGAAAGCCCGGGGAGCCAACCAAAAUGAAAGAUGAAAAAGAACUGAAGCCUGUGUCCAUGAGAGUGCGUGAUGCAGCCGAAGCACUGCUCAUGUUGAUUUUGGAGCAGAGUGGCACAAACGGUACGGGAACUUGGUGUCGUCUGGACGAGCGUUGGCUCUCUGCCCUCGGCCACGGCAAGUUACGGCAUUUUGUGGCAGAUGGCAGCACUUUACUGUCGUUGUUAGAAGAACCGCUCGCGAACAGCCAGGAACCUCAGCCCACUAUUGUCGUGAUCAUCCGUACGGGCUGGGGUCGUUACGCGUGGUCCCUGAGCAGUAGAGGUGCGGCUAGGAGCGCAGGUAGGGGGGCAGGAGGGGCGUGCCCCCGGCCCGUGGCUAUUCUGGAGCCCCCCGCUAGGCCUCCGCCUCAUUGCCGACCGCUGUGUGCCCCGCCGCCGUGUGCCCUUGACUCGGCAUUUCCAAGUUUGGACGCGGUACUCCGUCAACUGAAUGACCCAGAAGCCACCGUACUGUUUAAGCUGUUGGAGCAACAGGCCUCUAUCGAACGACGCGUUAGAGAGAGCGAGGAUAAUGUUACUGGCGAGGAAUACGUACCGCCGGAGCCUGUGACGGAGUUCCAGACGGCGCGAAUGUUCCUCUCGCACUUUGGUUAUCUCAAUAUCGCCCCUGAUAAAAAGGGUUCCUUACCCCGUCUUCAAGCGUUGGAUAGCUCGGCGAGCGAUUUCUCAGCGGCGUUGCGACGUUUGGACGGCACGGGAAGUCGUGCCGCGUUGACCGUGCACGUCCUCUGCGUGCGCGCAGGACAGAGACGUGCCGCCGACAUAGUCGCUAAUUCCCUUAGUGCGGAAACAGUGCCUGCUGGGUUCAUACGCAUGUUGAGAGGUCUGGGUACGCCGGUCCGAGUAUCCGGGCACGCCGGUUGGACCGGACAUGUCCGUACGAGCUACGACGCACAACCGCACUUUACGCACACGGAGCACACUCCACCGGACAAGAUAGCACCGGCUUUGUACGAUGGACGGGAACAGGUUUUAUAUUGGUCAGAUUCAACGGACGAGAUAGCCUUUGUGGUCCCUUCUGGUAAUGAGCUAAACGAAGCCGAGGAAGACACGAAGACUGAUGUGGAUGGCUCCUGUUUGUCUGUUAAUCGCAAUUCUGACAAGGGUCACGGGUCAUGUUGGGACGUAUCGAGUGGGUCACACGCGAGUUACGAGCGCAGUACGAGCGAAUGCGAGCGUACACGAACACGUGCGCCUUUAUCGGACAAAACCCGGGCAUUGUCGCUUGAAUUGGACCGGGCGCUUACUGGAAGCGGUCGAAGGAACAGAGAUUUCACACCGAAGAUACUCAUAAUAUGGCUGGAAGAUUUUGAAGAUCAUCUCAAUUUACCCAUUGACGAUUUGCUCCGUUAUUGUGAAACGGGCGUGCCUUGGCGCCGCCACGAAGUGUGGUGCGUGUGCGUGAGCGCAGUUCUGGGCGGCCUCGUGCGUCUUCUCUGUCCGCCUGCUGCCGGCGUACUGGCUGAUGGAGCGCUCGUGGCGCCACGCCUUCUCCCAGACUGCUUACGUCGCGCUGCAACUCAUCUCGCACGCCGAACGCGACUUAAUACUGAUCUCUACCAACCGCCCCACGUGCGCAGGCGUCACUUAAUACAGGAGAUCGCGCAGCAAUACAAGAAGGAUUUAGACGAACCGCAACUUCUCGAAUCUCUGUUUAAAGCACCUUAA